This is a messenger RNA of Cucumis sativus (cucumber), 2144 nucleotides long. RefSeq lists its product as uncharacterized. Gene Ontology annotation, molecular function: zinc ion binding. The transcript is spliced from 4 exons. Lineage: Eukaryota; Viridiplantae; Streptophyta; Magnoliopsida; Cucurbitales; Cucurbitaceae. The coding region runs from base 709 to 1812 and encodes 367 amino acids. The record is from RefSeq and is a predicted model, not a curated record.
UCUUUUCUUCUAAUACGGUGUUUGUUGGCAACAAUCAGCAAUCAACAAUCAACAAUCAACAAUCAACAUGGUGAAAAAGUAGUGAAGUCCAUAUCAAAAAAAUACCAAAAUUCAUCUCUCUGUCUUUCACUUGGCCAUCAAAAGGCCAGAUGUAGAGUAGAUCACUCGAACAAGGAGAGACCAGAAUUUCAAUCACUGUACCAUCUUAUCAAUUUCUAAGCCGAUUUGAUUCCUGCCACAGCUCCAUUUUUCCUUUCUUCUCUCUCUUCUUUUUCACUUUUCCAUAUGGAAUCUCGUUUUGUUUUUGUUUCAAUGCUACUGUGCAUUCCUUUUCUAUCCAUUUGCCGCUUUUUACUAUUCCCCCUUUCUCUGUGGUUUUUGCUGGUUUAGUGGGAAUGGUAUGCACGAAACCUCUGCAAUUCGGGUCUACGGAUUUUUCUUCCCGAUCGACACUGUUGUGUUUGGACACUUGGGCAUUUAGUACUAAUGCUCAAUUCUUCAACUGGGUACAUCCAAUUACUUGUUGUCUAUCGGGCCAGGAUCAUUAUUUCUUAUCCUUAUUUGUGUACCGCGAAGUUGUGAUUUUGUCUAAUUUUCAUUCAGUGCUCCAGGAAAAUUAUGCCUGAAUUGGCUGAUUCUUGGACUUAUUGAAGUAGAAUGGAUGAGUAAUCUUAGAGGAGGUGUAGCUUGUUUAAAUCUUUGUGCUGCAUGACUGAUAUGAUGGUAAAGGAAAAUUUUGUGCAGAGAGUAGAUGACGAGGCUAAAGCGAAUGAUUGUUCGACUGUUGGGAGUGAAGAUUUGGGUUCUCAGUCUCGCCAUAGUAUAGGGAAGGAAUCUGGGGCCAGUUGUCGUGUGUGCCAAUGUGUUGAAUCUGACAGAAGAGGUGAUGCGGUUUUAGGAUUUCUUGGUAUCACUCCUCCAAUUAUGGAAGCGAGAAAAUGUGAUGGGGAUCGGGAUUCUAAGCCUGAGAAGCAGAGUACAGAAAAUGUUGACGGUGGUUCUAUGCUAAAAAAAGAUGUUAAAGGGGAUUCGGGUUCAAUUAAGUUCAUAGGGCCUAAUGGGGAGGUUUUCAUUUGCAAAACUGAUAUUGAAAUGGGUUCAUGUCAUCAUGAAGAUGGAUUAGUGGAGCUUGGGUGUUCUUGCAAGAGUGACCUUGCACUUGUACACUACGCAUGUGCUCUCAAGUGGUUUGUUAGCCAUGGUUCUACAGUUUGUGAAAUCUGUGGAUGUAUUGCGGAAAAUAUUAGAACCGACGACUUUAGGAAGGUUGUGAGUUCUUUGAAAGAAUACGAAGCUUUAAGAGAGAGAACUGUUAGUGGGGUACCUAAUCCUAUGCAGACUACUGCUAGUACUGAUAUUGAUCCUGAUGCCGUUGCGGCUGUCCGCAGGCAGCGGCUAAGUGAAAUCUCGUUGUGGUUCAGUCCUCAUAAUUAUAGUAGCAACAAUAACUCUACUGCAACUUCCCAGGUUGUUUCCGAACAUCUGAAUACCAUCUCAGAAAAUGUUGUUCAUGCCGAAAAUCCUGCAACCAGGUGGGCUGUUGAGGGUACUGGAAUUCUUCUUGCUACAGGGCUGCUUACUGUUACGCUUGCUUGCCUCAUAGCUCCUCGUGUGGGGAAGAAAACUGCGAAAAGUGGCCUUCAUAUUCUUCUUGGAGGAGUUUGUGCGUUAACAGUAGUGGUUUUCUUCCGCUUUUUCGUGCUUACCAGGAUAAAAUACGGACCUGCACGAUACUGGGCCAUUUUGUUUGUCUUUUGGUUCCUGGUGUUUGGUAUUUGGGCGUCGAGGACACACGCUGCUCAUACGACGUAGAUGGGUACAUUCUGUACAUUCUAUUUGGUUGGUUUUCCAUUUUCCAGUUGAAGGCGAUUUAACAAAAUAUACAAGUGUUUGAUACUUGUUUAAGAUACCAAAAUCAUGAGUGUAAAGUUGAUUCAAUGUUGUAUUUUAGGUUGUAUGAGUGUAAAGUUGAGAUUUGGAAAGGUAUAUAAGUAUCCGACAGGAUACAAAUAUCCUUUAGCUGUAUUUCAUUGGCCUCAGAGCUGAGUAUUUUUUAUUUGUCAAAAAGGAUCUUCAAUUCUUUUAAAACUCUGGUAAAUUGUUCCCAUUUCUUAUGUGUUUUAUGAGCAGAAUACUUUGUUAUA